This is a messenger RNA of Trichomycterus rosablanca, 3927 nucleotides long. RefSeq names its product fem-1 homolog b (gene fem1b). Gene Ontology annotation, molecular function: protein binding. Lineage: Eukaryota; Metazoa; Chordata; Actinopteri; Siluriformes; Trichomycteridae. The coding region runs from base 504 to 2387 and encodes 627 amino acids. The record is from RefSeq and is a predicted model, not a curated record. The transcript has 2 exons.
AUUUAUAGUGCAGUCGGACGAAUAACUUUCAAUAUUGCCGAGUCACCUGUAGAUAAAAGUGUCGGCUAAGUUAGCUAGCUAGCUGGGAACAGGCAGCUAAGUAUAAACUGUUAAAGUUGCUAAAACCUAGCGGUACGUUCUUAAUAUUAUAUAUGGAUAAGCUUUUUUAAAGGUUAGUUAGAGCAUUUAAAGGUUGAAAAAGUGAACCAUAGUAACUUAAAGCGAACUGUGUGGAUACUGUUUAAAAGGCUAAAAGAGUGUAUCAUUAACUUAGUGGUUAGCAGCGAAAGCUAACGCAGUAAAUAAUACCGGCGGUUUAGUCACCGGUUGUUUUCAGUUAGAAUACAGUGAUGAGAUCGGACAGAAGUGAGUCGGGAGUUCAUUUAUUCUGAGCGUUUGGGCUCAAAUCGGGUUUUAAUGGGAGUCGGGUCGCGGUGCUGUGGUUGCGGCAGUAGGAGAGAUCCAAACAGCGUAAGGAGGAAGACGAGGCCUCGGCGGCCUGAAUGGAAUCGCUGGCGGGUUACGUUCAUAAAGCGGCCAGUGAAGGCAGAGUUCUGACCCUCGCUGCUCUUCUACUCAACCACUCGGCCGCCGAGACCCGCUAUCUGCUCGAGUAUGUUACACAGCUGGCUGGCCAACGCUCCACUCCUCUCAUCAUUGCUGCCAGGAACGGUCAUGACAAAGUGGUCCGACUCCUUCUGGAUCACUACCGAGUGCAUACUGAACAGACUGGCACCGUUAGGUUUGACGGGUAUGUUAUCGAUGGAGCCACAGCUCUUUGGUGUGCCUCAGGUGCGGGACACUUUGAAGUGGUCAGGCUUCUUGUGUCGCACAAUGCAAAUGUGAAUCACACAACACUGACCAACUCCACUCCUCUCAGGGCAGCCUGCUUUGAUGGUCGGCUGGACAUUGUGCGCUACCUGGUGGAGCACAACGCUGACAUCAACAUUGCCAACAAGUAUGACAACACCUGUUUGAUGAUAGCUGCUUAUAAGGGGCACACAGAUGUGGUGCACUUUCUGCUGGAACAAGGUGCAGAUCCGAAUGCUAAAGCUCACUGCGGUGCCACAGCACUGCACUUCGCUGCGGAGGCCGGCCAUCUGCAGAUUGUGACUGAGCUGGUGCGAUGUCAGGCUGCCAUGGGGGUGAAUGGCCAUGGCAUGACUCCUCUUAAAGUUGCAGCAGAAAGCUGCAAAGCUGAUGUGGUUGAGUUACUUCUCUCCCAUGCUGACUGUGACCCUCACAGUCGGAUUGAGGCUUUGGAGCUGCUUGGAGCUUCGUUUGCUAAUGACAGGGAGAAUUAUGAUAUCCUUAAGACGUAUCAUUACUUGUACCUGGCAAUGCUCGAGCGCUACCGUAACCCUGAGAGGGUCAUCACCAAGGAACUUAAUCCACCAGUAGAAGCUUACGGCAGCCGCAUGGAGUGUAGAACCCCUCUGGAGCUGGAGGCCAUCAGGCAUGACCGUGAUGCUUUGCACAUGGAAGGUCUGAUGGUCCGUGAACGCAUACUGGGCUCAGACAAUGUAGAUGUUUCUCAUCCUAUUAUAUAUCGUGGAGCAGUGUAUGCCGAUAACAUGGAGUUUGACCAGUGCAUCAAGCUGUGGCUGCAUGCUUUGCGCCUGCGUCAACGAGGCAACCGCAACACACACAAGGACCUCUUGCGUUUCGCCCAGGUAUUCUCGCAGAUGGUGCACCUUAAGGAGCCUGUAAAGGCAUUCGAUGUGGAGCAGGUCUUGUGCUGCAGUGUUCUAGAGAUCCGGCGCAGCGUGGCACGUCUGGAAACAGCGUCUGAAGCCGAACGUCCAGCCUGCACUGACAACUACGAAUCCAACAUCUUUACCUUUCUUUAUCUGGUGUGCAUCUCCACCAAAACGCAGUGCGAUGACGAGGGCCGUGCACGGAUGAACAAGCAGAUUUACGACCUGAUCCGGCUUGACCCACGCACGCGAGAAGGCUCAUCACUGCUUCAUUUGGCUGCCAGCUCCAGCACCCCAGUGGACGAUUUUCACACAAAUGACGUGUGCAGUUUCCCAAAUGCGCAAGUCACCAAGCUGUUGCUGGACUGCGGCACUUCAGUGAACUGCGUUGAUAACGAAGGUAACAGUGCGCUGCACCUCAUAGUACAGUACAACCGACCCAUCAGCGAUUUUCUUACCUUGCAUGCCAUCAUAAUCAGUCUGGUUGAAGCUGGAGCUCAUACUGACAUGACUAAUAAGCAGAAGAAGACACCGCUGGAAAAGAGCACCACAGGAGUCUCUGAGAUCCUUCUCAAGACACAGAUGAAAAUGAGUUUAAAGUGCCUGGCUGCUCGGGCCGUCCGACAGCAUCACAUCCUUUAUCGAGACCAGAUUCCUAAAAGCCUUGAGGAGUUUGUUGAGUUUCAUUGAUCUGUUUUUUAUAAUUACGUUUCAGUUUCUACAUUUUUAAAAGCCAAUAUGAUGGUGCUGGGAAUUCUUGAUGUAAUUUUUUAUUAUUAUUUCCCCAUUUAUUGAUGUGCUAGUAAUGAAUUGGUAAAUAACUUUUACUCUUUUCUCAUUUUUUAAUUGCCAGUGUCUUCUGACCGAUGCAAACAUCAGAGUCUCAAUUUUUCACUUCUUUUUGAAAUGACAUUUUAAGUUAUGGACUAACCUAAGUGUGCAUUGACUAUAAUAAUGGUUUACAUUCUCUGAAUACAGACUCUGAGUAAUUUUUAUUUUGGCAUUUUUUUGUUUUACUUUUAAUGAUAUUUUAUAUAAAUGAUUGUUUAGAAAAUUAAAGUCAGAUGAUCUAUUUUUUAUGGAAUCAUCGCUACUUUAUUGAUAAUUUAUAUUAAAUAACUAAUCUCUCUUAACCAGAAAACUUGUGAUGUCUGUGACUGGUUUAUUUUUCCUUUAAUGUACCUGCAGCAUGUGGUACUUAGUAUACCAGUGUGUGUUUUGGGACACAGCCAGAGAGAAUUGUAAGCAAAUAGCUUUCCCUUAUACUUAACAUUCAAACUAAACACAUGGCUACAAAAUUGUUAAAACACACACAAAAUACCCAAAAUAUAUGUUCAUAUGCUUAACCUUUAAUAUCAUAAAGUUAUUACCAUGAGUGUAUAGGUAAAAGUAAAGCAAUAGUGCUAGAUUGCACAUCCUUUGAAUAGGCUUGUACAUCACAGCACAUUCCAUCAAAUAGUUAACUAUUGUAAAAUUUUGGCUCUAACAGCAGAUUGUAUUUUUAGCUUUAAACAUAAUUGUUAUAAAAUGCAAGCCAAUAACAGAGAACACUGACAUUUGUUCUUUUGUAAGCAGUAAAUAUUGAGGAGAGCUAAUGGGCCCUUGUCAUUAACAGCUGACAGAUAUAAUGUCACAGUGUGAUUCUGUUUUCUCAGGCUUAUAAUGGAUACACUUGCAUCAAUUAUUGAUUUAACAAUUAUGUUUCAUUAGGUUCCAUAAUUAAAUACUAAUCAGUUCACCUUUAAGACUUGAUUUAAUUUUAUCUUCCCACACACAGUUGGUGCAUUAUAUUAUAUUUACUAAAAUUUGUCAUCUUUGACUUUUGGAUUGAUGCUUAAAAUGUCCUUAAAUGGAACACAGCCAGAUAUUUAUUUAUUUUUUAGAAAUAUACUAAAGUGUGUGUGUGUGUGUGUGUGCAUCAGAGAGAGAUACAGAUUUUUAAACUUUUUAUAUCUAUGUUUGCCAGAUUUUAUUAACAGCAAUGCCACUGUAAUGUCUACGGUAAUAGAAACUUAAUCUAAAAAGAUAUUUUGGGCCUAAUCUAAGUGGGCUGUCAUGCAACAUGUGGCCUUUAUUUUGAAUGCUGCUUGAUUUUUUUUUUGUGCGCGUCUUCCAUUCUUACAUGCUUCAGAAUGUUAAGGGUGUGUUUUAUAUUACUGUGAACUGGUGAUUGUGGAAUUGUUGAUUUUAAAUUUAACAAACCAUGAUUAAACCCCGACUUGAAGUUUUA